This is a messenger RNA of Mycosarcoma maydis (corn smut), 3804 nucleotides long. RefSeq lists its product as uncharacterized. Gene Ontology annotation, cellular component: transcription regulator complex. The transcript is spliced from 2 exons. NCBI's taxonomy places the organism in Eukaryota, Fungi, Basidiomycota, Ustilaginomycetes, Ustilaginales. The record is from RefSeq and is a predicted model, not a curated record. The coding region runs from base 1 to 3804 and encodes 1267 amino acids. Gene Ontology annotation, biological process: regulation of transcription by RNA polymerase II. Gene Ontology annotation, molecular function: DNA-binding transcription factor activity, RNA polymerase II-specific; RNA polymerase II cis-regulatory region sequence-specific DNA binding.
AUGUCUACUGCCCAAACCAGCUCUCCUAAAGGGGACCUUCAACACCUCUUUCCUUCACCCACCUAUUCUGAUUCGACGCUGUCCUCCUCGUCACUCUUGUACACCCCAGACAACAACAUGGUAAACGUGAAGCAGGAGUCGAGCGAUCGCCUUCAUCAUGACCACACCUCCAUUAGCGCAGCCAACGCUGCUUUUGCAUCUGCCGCCAAGCGCAGCGACGCGAACACGACUGGAGAUGCCACAGACGAUCACAGCCUCUUGUUUGCGCACGAUGCCUCGGGCAUCAUGGACGCAGACAUGAGCGGUGAUGCUCAGUCGCUCUCAGCCGCGCUCAACUUUGAUCGCAUUAACGCGGAUAUGCAGGUGGCCUUUGGAAAUGGGAAUGACAGCCUCGCUGUUAGCAGCAAGCGCCCCACCACUUCGCAGCCGAAGGGUGCAUUUGGAUCGAUGUUGCAUAUCCGUGCUGACUCAAACUCGGGUCGUCGUCACAGCAUUCAGACACUGAUGCCUUCGGCGGAUUCGAGCUCUUCAUUGGCCGAUUACGCCAGCUUAGUUGGCCCAAACGCUGGUGCUAGAAGCAUGAGCAUCUCUGUCGAUGCUUUUGGCUCUUUCGCUUACUCUCAAAACAUGCCAACAGACACGAGCGCGAACAUGCAGAACGCCUCUGGAAACGGCUUCCUCAUGUCGCCACCACGCCUCACGGUGAGCAUGUCUUCAAGCAACAGCCCGACGCCUACUCCUGUUCAAGGCUUUGCAGAAGAUGCCAAGCGACGUCGCACGUCCCAGGUCGAUGCUACCCCCGAGCGCGCUGUCGAUCACUUGACCCACCAGCAACGCUACCUGCCUCAACAGACGCCACCCAACAUGUACCCCUACCAGCAACACGCGCACUUUUCGGUCGGAUCUAGUGUUGAUGGAGGGCUAGAAACUCCGGCGUCGGCACAGUCGACAGCAUCGCCUUGCCGAGUGCGGCGUCUUUCGCUCACGGCUAUGGACCGUGCCAACCACAUUGCCAACCUGACCGCAAACCUUGCGUUGCCAGGGUUUAGCGGCGAACACCCGCCCAGGAGUGCGCCUCCACGUGCCCCGGCGGACGCCAUGCAGAGGGCACAAUCUCAGUCGUCCCUGAUCAGGAAGGCCGCCGACGACAAGUCAACUCCGGCCAAGACAAGCGUUUCGGGCAAUAAUACCACGGGCGGCAACGCGACCCCGAGCGGCAACUCGAACGGCAAGAAUCAGGAUGUGUGGCCCGAUGACGUCGAGGUCGCAUUCUGGGAAGCGCUUCGUCUCAUACCCAAGCUUGGCCGUCGAAAGGUGUUGGUCCACGGCAAGCCUUGCGGUCGCAACGAGCUGAUCGCCGACUAUAUCGAACGCAAGACCAACAAGGUGCGCACUCGUAAGCAAGUCUCGAGUCAUAUUCAGGUGCUCAAGAACAUCCGAAAGGGAGAUCCCGAGUUCCAACAGCUCAUUGCCGAACCCACCACCGAAGAGGACUUCUACAUUCCCGCUGGCGGUAUGAUGUACGCACAGACGCUUGCGGGCUACGGUUACGGCGGCCUUGGAGGCACCUAUUCGCUCCUCCCGAUGGACAAUGCCAGCAGCGGUCUCCUCUCACCUUAUACCCCGGGUCUCACUGGCGGUCAGGGCCUUGCCAGCCCCCUCUCGCCCGGCGCACCACCGUUGUCGGCAACACACGCCAUCACUUCGGGCCUCAAUGACCUUCACCUCCCUCAGCAGACCGGUGUCAAGGACACGAGCGGUAACACGCCAUGUCCCAUCCUUCCUGCUAGCUUCUCCAUGUGGGUGCACUGCUCUUCCGGUGACGAGAAGCACGUCUACACCAACCUCAACCGCAACUCGAUGACCACCUAUGCCAACAACCAGACGUGCCUGCCUCCGAUGACACUCGAUUCGGUGCGUGUGGGCCACUUCCGAUUCCCGCGUCUUGCCGAGAUGUACCAUCACAUGCCCUGCCAGUUCCUCCACGUGCAUGUGCCGCUGUCCAUCCCACGCCAUGACGUUAUGAUGCCACGCUACGACCACUUUAGCACGCAGCUCUCGUUGACAUCGGCACAAGACUUGCGUUUGACCUCAGUGACCACGGUCUACUCACACGGCAAGCGUGUUUUGUCGCUGGUCGAGCCCUUAGAAGCUCCCCGAAGGAUUUCGGGCAGGAAUGGUGGUGAAACGAGCUCCACCAGCACUGUGGCCGGCGCCGAGGGAUCCGACAGCAACGCCAACGCGCAGAGUGCCGAUCAGAAGGUUCGAGCGCAGGAGGAUGCGACCACCUCGACGCCCAUCAAGAACAACAGCAUUCAGCGCCGCGAAAGUGACGGCAGCGUCGCCUCGCUCAGCCCCGUGUCAGGCACUUCGAGCGGACCUGUUUCGCCUUGUACACCCUUGGACGCCAACAACGAGUCCAACAGCAGUUUUCGCCACCGAUGGUGCCACCAGGCGCCGUUUGCUACCGACUUUUGGGCCGACUUCCUCAGUCGCAACCAUCCUGUCAACGCAUACGGCGGACGAGACGGUCUACAGUCGUUUGGCAAGGAACCAAGCGAGCGUGCUGCUCUUGGCAUGGCUGUGUCGGGCGUCACGAUCAUCCAGGAGCUCGUUGUGGCGGGUGAGGGCGCUGCUGGAGCCUUGGCUGCUACGACUGGCCGCGAAGGUGCACCUGCGCUUCUCAACGACGCUGGUUCCAGCUUGAGCCCUGGAAGCAAGGUGGGCGACGUUGUCCUUGUCAUCGCUUGGGACCUCGAGUGUGUCGAAGCGUUGGGCACCAACCCCGGCACCCCCACUGUUUCACUUCUCACUGCAGGCCCUAGCGCUUCGCCCAUGGGUCGCGCCGCUCCUCUAAUGUCUCCUCUGCUGCCCGCAGGUGCAGGCUUGCAGAUAGGAGCGCACGGCUUGACGUCAAUGCCGCCCAACGUUGGUGGUGCUGCUCAGCAAUAUCACGCCGCGAUGGUGCAUCAACCGCAAGCUCAGCUGAAUACGCUCAACGGCGGAGCUGGCGCGCGUGGGUUUGCACAUGCUCAUCCGCCUCCGUCGGUGAUUCAUACCCAAGCGUCGCCGCAACCUGGGUUCGGCUUCCGUGCUUCUCCUCACGUGGAGGGAUCGAACGCGAAUCUGCAAGCACCGACGCUGCUACGCAAACGUGGCCUGUCGAUGACCAAGCCCAACCUGAUGGUCUCGAUCCCGACAGCGCAGUCGUAUCUGAACGCUCAGAGGAUUUCGAACGACGCCAUGCUGAGCCCACAUCCACAGCUGUCGCCCGCGGUAAGCCCGACGCCGGCUGCGUGGGGCGCGAUCCAGCAACGCGCUGUGCACACGCCGAUCACGCCCUUCCCUCAGAUGGGCGCCGGUCUGUGUGAGCCGCCGCCGCUCAACACGGGGGACGACGCGCGCAUGCAGAAGGAGCGACUCGAGAGGCACUGGGCGAGUCAGUCGAACCCGCUCGCCAGUGCAUUGCCCUCUCCGCUCGACAUGGGCUUCAACCAGGCCGACGCUAGCGGUAGUUCGAUGAGCUCGGCGAGUAUGGCGGCAGCCGUGGAUGGUCAGAGUGACUCUGCACUUGGAUUGAUGGUGCCGGGCGGCAACAUGAACCAUGGCAUGUCGCUGCUCUCGCCUGGCGGAUUCGAUAUGUGCGGCAAAAUGGGCGUACACUCCGGGCUGGACUCGGGCAACAACAGCUUUGAGCAUCUGCUCAACGAGGGCAGCGAUCUGAGCAACGACGCCAGCACGCAGGAGUAUCUCAAUGGCCUCUUGGCGUCGAUCGGCGUCGAGGGCCAGCCCUUUCACUCUUGA